Molecule: messenger RNA, 1068 nt
Organism: Asterias rubens (European starfish)
Lineage: Eukaryota; Metazoa; Echinodermata; Asteroidea; Forcipulatida; Asteriidae
Product: vacuolar protein sorting-associated protein 28 homolog
Exons: 7
Coding region: 77-757 (226 amino acids)
Biological process (GO): protein transport to vacuole involved in ubiquitin-dependent protein catabolic process via the multivesicular body sorting pathway
Cellular component (GO): ESCRT I complex
Molecular function (GO): protein-containing complex binding
Source: RefSeq, a predicted model, not a curated record
GAGUUUUUGUACACGUCUUCUGUGUCCCGUUUGUACGUGUGUGACAAAUCAUAACAUUGGUUUACAAAAUACAAUCAUGUUUUCCACAGUACCAACAACACAAAGUUCACAAAAUCAGAAUGCAUCAGCCAAUAGGCCGGAGCUGUAUGAAGAGGUGAAACUUUUCCGGAAUUUCCGGGAGAGGGAGAAGUAUGACAACAUGGCAGAGCUGUUUGCCGUAAUAAAUACUCUACAGUGGUUGGAGAAAGCCUAUAUCAGGGAUGCUAUCACGCCCAAACAGUACACUGCAGCGUGCUCCAAGCUGCUGGUCCAGUACAAGGCAGCUUUCAAGCAGAUACAGAGCGAUCAGAUCCGCACUGUCGAAGACUUCAUGAAGAAAUACAGGAUGGAUUGCCCCGCAGCGAUGGAGAGGAUAAAAGAAGAUCGACCAAUCACAAUCAAGGGUGAUGACGGUAACACUAGCGAGUGUAUAGCACAAGUAGUUUCGCUUUUCAUCACCGUAAUGGACAAGCUGAGGUUGGAUAUGAAAGCAGUAGAUGAGAUUGAGCCAGAGCUGCGAGAGUUGAGCGAGACAAUGAAUAAGAUGAGCCUAUUGGCCGAAGACUUUGAAGGCAAGGAGAAAGUCAACUCUUGGUUGAAAACCAUGUCAUCCAUGAGGGCAUCAGAUGAACUAGAUGAAGACCAAAUCAGACAGAUUCUCCAUGAUCUAGACUCGGCAUAUCAAAGCUUCAUACGUAUACUGGGUACAGGAUCGUGAGUAAAAUAGACAAAGUUGCGAGACAGAAAAAAAAAAACACUGUAAAUUUACUUGUAUUAUACUUAUUAUUACAAGCGCUAUUUUUAGUUGAUAUAAAAAUAAAAGACUUAUUUGUAUGUACUUUUACGUAUUUGUCAAGUUACGUAUUUGAUUAGGGCCCAAUUUCGUAGAGCUGCUUAAUUACUGUGCGAUUUCCAUUUCAUAGCGCUGCUAACGGCAAGCACGAGAAAAGGCUUGCUAACCUUCCGGUGCUUACUGUAUGAAAUUAUUGACAUCACUAUGCAAAUCCAUGGUGAAGACGCAAAGAUGGC